Leguminivora glycinivorella is the source of this 3265-nucleotide messenger RNA. It is a transcript of the gene CanB, whose product is annotated as calcineurin subunit B type 2. The transcript is spliced from 6 exons. The record is from RefSeq and is a predicted model, not a curated record. Bases 136 to 684 code for a protein of 182 amino acids. Lineage: Eukaryota; Metazoa; Arthropoda; Insecta; Lepidoptera; Tortricidae. Gene Ontology annotation, molecular function: calcium-dependent protein serine/threonine phosphatase regulator activity; calcium ion binding.
AUUUCUAAAAGAAAGUUUAGAUCGAUGGUGUAGUAAGGGUUUUUGCGAUUUAACAUAAUUUGUGAUAAAAGCACAGUGUUCGACUGCACCGCAGUUAUUCUUCUUUGCUUGCAAGUGAUUUACUAAAAAGUCAUAAUGGGCAAUGAAAACUCAAUUCCCAUGGAGCUCUGUUCCAAUUCGCGUGUUAACUGCAUUGAUUUUAAGGUGGAGAACUUCGACGCCGACGAGAUCCGGCGGCUGGGCAAGCGUUUCCGCAAGCUCGACUUGGACAACUCUGGCGCCCUGUCCAUCGAUGAGUUCAUGUCUCUGCCGGAGCUGCAGCAAAACCCGCUGGUGCAGCGCGUUAUUGACAUCUUCGACGCCGACGGCAAUGGAGAGGUGGACUUCAAGGAGUUCAUCCAAGGUGUGUCCCAGUUCAGCGUGAAGGGAGACAAGCUGUCCAAGCUUCGCUUCGCGUUCCGCAUCUACGAUAUGGACAAUGACGGGUUCAUCUCCAACGGAGAGCUGUUCCAGGUCCUCAAGAUGAUGGUGGGCAACAACUUGAAGGACACGCAGCUGCAACAGAUCGUCGACAAGACGAUCCUGUUCGCGGACCGCGACGAGGACGGCAAGAUCUCCUUCGACGAGUUCUGCUCCGUGGUUGGCAACACUGACAUUCACAAAAAGAUGGUGGUCGACGUGUAAGGCGCUGCGACCGGCUCCAUGUCUCUGCGCGUCCUCCUCGAGUUUCACACGGGGCCUCUUGGCCACUAGUCACACUGAGCUUUGGGAGUUCUUGAAAUUCUGUACAUUCGAGUGCAUUAGGUCUUAAAGUGAAUCCGAAGCUGACGAACGCGCAGAGACUUAGCUUCUUCGGAAGACUGGCUGACUUACGGCCCAGCCACGACAUUGGUCUAAACGCGUCAGCGGUGAGCGGCAGCCAUACGUGCGAAUGAAAAGUCCCAUCGCUGUCUCGCUCCCGCUGCCGCGCUUAGACCAAUGUCGUGGCUGAGCCGUUAGGCACUGGUCCCGGUAAAAGCGACUUAGCUAUCGGUGAUAGAAAUGAACAAAAGAAAGUCGCUCCCGUGUAAAUAAAAGAGAGAGCGAGCGAAUAGUUUGGCGACGAACUCAUAUCAUGGCGUCUCUUAUUCACACGGGAGCGGACUAUCUUUUGUUGAUUCUAUUGCCGAUAGCUUAUAGCUUACUCGGUGGACUUUUGGUGGGACCAGUGCCUUUUACUAUAAUGUACAGUCGUCGACAUAGGUGGUUUCACGCCAGUUUGUACAAAAGCUGUCAAAUCAAAAGUAAAAGCACAAAAAUAUAUUGGUUCAGUUCUGUCUAAUGUAAGUUGGCAACGAUUUCGACAGCUUGUUUGGUGCAAAUGUUAUUUUAAACGUCAAAGUUCGAUGAGAUUAUGACUUUUACUUAACCCUUGCAGACGUGGAGCUAUGAGUCUUUGCCAGUUCUUAUCUUGGCCAGAUUCUAUUAAAAUGUAUUUUUGUGCUAUGUGAAUUUGGCUAAUAUUAUCAAUUAGGAGAAUUAUCUAUCACAUAAGAGUCUCAAAGUCCAGUGUGGCGGGUCGCAGCGUCCCGUAGUAGCUAGAUCACUAUUCAAUUGCGUCGGUCCGGGUUUGGAUUAUGAUCAAAUCUAUAUCGAGAUAUCAAGUGCACGUAGUUCUCAGCUAUGCCUUAAAAAUAAUAUGCAAAAACGCUCCAGUUUUCUUGUGUAGGUUUUCCUUCGUAAAUUGGGACUAUAAUUUGAAGCGUUCGACAUACUGUAGCCGAUAUAAAUACGUAAAAUAACGCAUUUACUGCAAAUUCUUACUUUUCCAAAUUAAAAUAGAUGGCUGAAAUGCUAUACCGUUAAUGUGUAACGCGGGUAACCUUAAAGGAUACCCGUGUAUCUUAAUAUUGGCUGGAUCCAAAUAGAUACUGAGAACUGCCGUCGACCCGCGACCGACGCUCCUAUCAUUAAAUCAUUAUUGUAACUCUUCCUAGUUUAAGUAAAACAUACCUACUUUUUAAUAGUUAUAUGACGUCAUUAGAACUUUUAUCAUAGUCGACACGUGAGUAGAUUUUUUUUUUAUAAUUUUGUUGCGGUAUAUUUUAGUCGGUAUUGUUAUUUAGUAUUUUAUUUCUGCAGUAGGUGUCGGCGGAGUCGCGGUCGCCAGUAGGGCGGCGUACAAACUGUAGUCGGUGUUAGCGGAGCGAGCGCCGCGCGGUGCCUGCCCCUCAAUAUUAUGCGGCCGUAUAUACGCUUAGUAUAAACGGGUGAUCAUUGUGACUUUUCAGGUAAAAAGGUACCACACUGUUGGAUACAGAAACAAUAAAUGGACCAAUCUUUGAGACCGAAGGUCUUUAUUCUGGUUUAUGUAUUACAUUUGACCAAACGAAAUACAUAUGUAAAUGUCUAAAAACGCCAGGUUUCAUAGAAAUUUGAGGUUUUCGCUGACAUUUAUAUAGUUUGUCACUGGAAAGUGCUUGCAGAGUUAACUUGACCUAACUGUAAUAACCGACAAUAUAUCAUCUUUUCCUUGAAAUAGUCACAAAUAAAACCUUAUAAAAACUUGUAUUUUCAGAGUUUCGGUGUUGUCUUGUAGCCUUUAUAUAAUCAUAUUAAACGCCUAGUAAUAUUGAAUGGGCAGUAACAAUGGUACACGGUUCGAUAAGACAGUUAACUGCACGAUAACAGCAUAUAAUCUUUUCGACACGAUAUUUCUUAUAGAGUAGUGGUGUACCCGUGUACCCGCCGGGUACCCGGAGUUUUCAGAAAUCAAUGCACCAUUUAUUCUUUCCGGGAUUUUUUGUUGGGUUACUAAAACUGACAUGGAAACCUCAGAACUAUUGCUUCGAAACAAUAACAUGUUCCAAGUAUUUCGAUCUAACAAGGUAUCAGUUUUGAUUCGGUUUAUACAAAACGUAUAUGUAAAAAAUGUGCGUGGAGUGAUGGAGUCCCUCCUCGCGGAAGAAGUGGAACUUCGUAACAUAAUAACCUUAAUUAAACACAUUCCGUCAAGUGACUGUCACGUUUUUGCGUUUAGUUACUUCCAUCUUUUUACGGUUUUAAAUAUUUUACAUUGCUAAUUGCUCAAAUUAUUGAAAAAACAAACAAACUCAUGAAAUACAAGUUCAAGAGCUUCACUUCAAAAAAUUGGCAUAUUCCUGUCAUCAGUCUAGCGUUUUUUUCAAAAUUUGGCAACACUAGCGUUAAACGUUUAACGCGGUCUGUUGGAAGUGGAAACACUGAGCGUUAAACGUUAACGCUGUUAGCGAUAACGUUUAACGCU